This is a messenger RNA of Penicillium mononematosum, 345 nucleotides long. RefSeq lists its product as uncharacterized. The record is from RefSeq and is a predicted model, not a curated record. NCBI's taxonomy places the organism in Eukaryota, Fungi, Ascomycota, Eurotiomycetes, Eurotiales, Aspergillaceae. Bases 1 to 345 code for a protein of 114 amino acids. The transcript has a single exon.
AUGGCCAACCGCUCCAAUCCCCAAAACGAGCAGAACGGCAACUCAGAAAUGAAAGAUCCCGUCCAACCCGGAUCCUCAUCCUCCGACAUCGACGAAAGAAUGAGUACGCAGCUUGCCUUGAACCGUUCCGCGCAUACUUCCGUGCCUUUAUCUUUUCCAUACCUGCUGACAACAAGCCCAGCCCGGGAUUACGAGAAGGCCAUUGAUGAAACCAACGUCAUCAGCGAAGAUCGCCUUCGUCGCGCGAUACCUCAGUCCUCCACGUCGUACCAUGAACCAAAGGAGGAUACAUUUGAUAUUUCUUGGCGGCCGGAUCCAUCGGGUCAUCCGCGGAGGACGUUUUAG